AUGGCCACCGUUUGCCACCUGAUCAACUUCAAAUUUCGGAGUCCCAAAUCUAGAGGAAAGGCUUGCGAAGGUUUUUCAAAGCUUUUGACGCUCUUGUCAGUCAGCUUGGAUGGGUUUACGCUGGAGCAUGACCUUUUCACCAACGACGGUGAGCACGCUCAGGCUUCUGGUUUUUUGACUGUCGAUGCGUCUGGCGCUGUGUAUGGCUUAGAGUUUUGGGGACGUGAAUUUUGGGAGAGCACAGUGAAGGAACUGUGGGACCAAGACGUUCUCAGUGAGAAAAAACCUUGGAUUACUGCACAGUCGGGUAUUGGCAAGGUUCCAUUGUGUGAACUCCUGGCCUUUGCCCUGGACCCACAACAUCCUAACAAUGUAAGUGGUGUUCUUUGCUCGCGUGUGUUCAACUUGCUUACAGAGAUUUGCUAUUUGUUGGACCGCUACGUCGAUCGAUUGAAGUGGGACCACACCUCAGUGGAUAUCUACCUUGACGCGAGCACCUUGGGCAAGCGGCCCACUGAAUUGCUCUGGUUGUUCUCACCAGAGAUCAACUGUGGUGCCUGGGCACCCCCUCUGGAGUUGGAACGGUCAUCGCCUUUGGCGCGCGCUGCGAAGGGUGUGCAGCUGGCUUGGCGCUGCAUCACGAUGAUGACUUCGAGUGAGGAAUUGGAGGACUUGUCCAUGCCUAUGAUCAAUGCUCUGUACAGCAAGCACUACAACAUUUGUCCGAUCUAUGCAAAACCCAGUGACCAGGGGCACUCGGGCCAGCGCUUUGGCACAAGGGCUCGCGAUGACCCAGACUUGUUCCUGUACUUGGGUGACAAUGCCCGCAACCGCUUAACGUGGAGCGGGGUGAGCGGGAAAGUCCCGACCUUCCGUACAAAUGGAGGAGAAGAGGCAUCAACAAAGCCGAGGGCCAAAGGCAAGACCAAGGCAGCCGGUCCAUUGGGUGGUCGACGUAAGCGCGAGGAUGAAGAGUCACGAUCAAGGCGAAUCAUGACUGAGACCUACAAGUCCCAGAGCUGUGUCAAGGAUUUCAUUGAUUGUCAUUUGAUAGAUUGGCUGUCAGACGGCUGCGACAAAGUCUAUUUGCCAAGAGAUAUCUUCAGUGGUGAAAGCAGGGCCAAGGAUGGCAAAGCCGCAGUCCUUGAAGCUGCCCACUCUGCAUAUUGUCGCCGGAACAAGCCUGUGGAGACCACAGGGUGGACACCAGGAGACAUUCAUAAAUUUAUGACCUGGCAACUGGACCAGUACCAGAGAGGCCGAGUUCGAAAAAGUGAAGUUGGAGGGUUUGCAUGGAAACUCCCAAAACGUGGAGAAGGUGGCGAACCUGCACCCCUUCCAGCUGCUGUGGUGGAUUUCCUCAAGUCAAAGAAGAAGGGAAGAGCAGAGGAGUCUGAGCAGGAAGACGAAGAAGAAGACGAUUCGCCUUUCUCAUUGGAGAAAGAUGGAGUGAACUUUUUCCUGGUUGAGAAUGAUACGAACCGGAGAGUGGCACUUCCAGCUUUGAAGAAGAAAGGGGUUGCGUAUUCACUUUAUUCAGCUGAUGGUGAGUGGGCAGUUGCAGGAGGAAACCCAGGCGAUGAUGAUCCGGAGUAUUGCAGCGACAUUUUUGAAAAGGCCUUUCCCAAGGACAAGACGUUGAUGAAGAGGAAGAAGGUGGAUACUGAGCCAGAGAAGCCAGAGAAGCCAGGGAAGCAGGCCAAGGUGGCACCCAGCAAUGCAGGGAAGGACAAAGUGAAAGGCGGAGGCAGUGAUGCUGCAAGCGGCAAGGCAAAGACUGCCAGUCACCAGCAGCAGUCGUCGUUUGCUACCAAGCCUUUGUUGAUGGCGGGCAUGAAGAUGAUCCAAGGCCUGGUGCCAAAAGGGACGCGGAUCGAGCGAGGAACGGUCAGCGCACCUUCCACCGCGGCACCUUCGUCUAGCGUUGUUGCAGAGAAGCCUGAUGAGGCGCCCGAGUCCGAGGACGAGAUUGGAUCUUUGUUUUCUGGGACCCCCUCUGAGCCUGAGCAGAAAGAGGAGGGUGCGCCUCGAUUGGAGGUGUUGGCUGAUGCCAGUACUGUGUUGCGAUCACCGCAAGAUGGGAAAGAGCUUAUCCUGCCUGAGGACAAGGACUUCCAGAUCGUGAAGGAUGACAAUGGAACGUGGAUCCUGGAAUGCACUUCGCACCCAGAGGUGAAGCGUCGUACAGUGAGCAAGGCGUUGGAGAGCAAGCGGGCUACGCUAUGGCAAGAGCCUCCUCUUGAAGAUGAAGAGAACGAGGACCAGAAGGAGGGGGGAGGCAAAGACGCAGCAGGUGCAGUGGCAGCCUACGUGCCCCAAACCCGGAAAAGACAGAAGCAAGCUGAAACGCCUGAGCGUGAGAGAAAGGUGCUUCUCGCAAAGGAGAAGGCUCUGCCAAAGCGAAAGGCAGAUGCGGCAGUCCUGGCAGCAGCAAAGGCAAGAGAACAGAAACUGCUUGACUCCAUGAUUUCUGACGAGGUAGAGGUUGAAGAGCCGGGUGAGAGCCGCGAAGACGAAGAGGAAGAAGUUCCUAAGGCUGCUGAUGCUGAGGAUGGGGAGGAAGAGGAGGAGCAGCACCAGCAUGAGGAGACUGAUACGCACAACAACAAUGUGGCAGAAGCUGGGGAAUAG
This is a messenger RNA of Durusdinium trenchii, 2631 nucleotides long. The record is from the annotation of a GenBank genome assembly. Lineage: Eukaryota; Dinophyceae; Suessiales; Symbiodiniaceae.